AGAAAGGGAGAGAGACUAUUUCGUUCUGUUUUGUAGUUUUUAUCUGAAGAAGAAGAAGGAAACAGCACUCUCUUCUCUCUUUCUCUGAAUUUUCUGUUUUUCCUUUCUGCCAUAUUCUUUUAAAGAGAAAUAGAAGCAGCGGAGCGUCUUGAUUUUGCUGGAAACAUCUGGAUACAUUAUUCAAAGAGGAAUUGGAGUUGUUUUCAGAAGAAUUUGUUUGGACUGGGAUUUGAGUUUCCUUAGAAAUCUCAUUUUUCUGUCUGAUCCUGAAGCUUUGGAGGGGAGAUUGCAGGAAUUUUCAAGUCGGAGGAUCAGUUUCUGGGUUGGUGAAGAUCGGAUUUGGAAUUCAGACAGAGGAUUAAAGCUCUGAUUUACUUGAAACAGUUCCUAAUUCUGAGGACUAAAGACGAUCAGAACCAUUGUUGAUUCUCGGUUGUUGAUAUGAGUUUUCAAAAUGAAAUCCAAGUGUAUAAAUACAAAUUCAGAUUUUGAGGCCGAUUCGUGUGAUGUGUCAAAACUAAGGUCUCUCUGACAGAGAUUCCAAAGUGGUUGCCAAGAUUUCAUCCAGGAGCAACUUCUUUGAUUACAGAAUUUCAGCAUAAUUUUGAGGUGGAAGUAAAAAAAAAAAAGGGCCAGAAAAGGUAGAGAUAAGGAUGGAGAGGAAUUCGAAUCCUAACCACCACUAUAAUAGUAGCAAUGAGACCAGGUCCCCUGCUACGACGUCGUCUGACUUCGGUUUACAGUGGGGGAGCCGUAAAAGGCUGCGUUGUAUGAAAUUCCAGGCCAAAGUCCGGGACAACGGCAAUAACCGCGACUCCUCCGGGUUGCAGCCGGGCGGUCUGAGAGCUGUGGUCGGGGUUGAUCGGCGGCUAGUAAGAUCGGACCAUAAUAAGGAUUUAUCUCAGCCCAGUGAUGCUAAUAACAACAAUGGGAAUUCCAAUAACGGCGGAAAUGUCUAUUUGAACCUCCGUCAGCGGCCGGCUUCUCCAUCUCACCGAAUUCUUAGGAAUUCCGAUAGUUCACUGGCUAUGAGGGGACAAAGCAACGGGGUGAGGGGUUUGGCUUCCCCGGACAGGGUAGGGGCUGGUGGCCAUGAUAGGAAAGGGGGCAACAACAGCCUUCAUCACCACAGCAAUGGUACCAAGAACAACAGCAACAACAAUAAUGAUAACAGCAACAACAAUAAUGAUAACAGCAAUAAUAUCAAUGGGUCGGCAUCAUCGGAUAGCAAGAAAGGAGGAGGGACUUCAUCCGGGAGUGAUGCGAUCCCUGCUGUUUGGCCGCCUAAGUUCGUGAUCGCCUUGACGAAUAAGGAGAAAGAAGAAGAUUUUAUGGCCAUCAAGGGUUCCAAACUCCCUCAAAGACCCAAGAAAAGAGCUAAGUUCAUCCAACGCACCCUCAAUUUGGUAAGUCCAGGGGCAUGGCUCUGUGAUCUUACACUAGAACGGUACGAGGUUAGGGAGAAAAAGGUGUCAAAAAAGAGACCACGAGGACUAAGGGCUAUGGGAAACAUGGAUUCCGAUUCCGAGUAGAACCCCCCCUUUGGAUUUGAUUGACUUGUAGGUUUCGUGCUAAAAGGUGAUCAUCUGCUGCUGAUAAUCAAUGGGUAAAGAAGGUUAAGCUUUUGUCAAGUGGAGUACGCCAGCGUACUUUUGGCAAGAUUAAUGUGCCCUGUAUUUGAUAAAGUACACUUGGAGAAGAAUCCAAAGCAAAUUCAGUUGGUCUUGAGUAUCUAUCACCUUUCUUUUCCAACUCGGGGAUUUUCUUUUUCUGAUGAGUCAUUAAUCAAGGUUUAAGAGGAAGGUUCGGUUUUUUUUCGUGAAUUUCAUAAUUUUAUAAGAAAUAAUUAAAAAUUAUAUUAUAAAUAUCUUACUUGAUAAGAUUGACGACGAAUACUCUCAAAGUAGACUAGAUUUUCUUAUCAAGUAGGUCGAAUUCGAUUCCAACUAGAUGAACACUGUAUUGAAGUUGGAGUUACUCGUGAGUCCGAAUUGAGUACACCCCUAGCUCAGUUGCCAUAAUUUGGUUUAGCUUGCUCGAUGGAGGAUAGGACCAUUGUGAUGGUUGAGAAGCGAAAUAGAACAACGCUGGAUUUAGUGGCUUAUAUAUAAAUUCCGCUCCUGACACAAAUUGGAAAUUAUGUAUUAGCCCCAUUUAUUGAUCAAGCAUCUUGAUUGAAUACUUUUUCUCAUUCGAAUUUCUAGUUUAAUCAAGCAUUUUUCUUCGCUAAAAUAGGAGUCUUAAUCUGUGUGUUGUUAGACUCGAGUUUCAACUAAAUGCUAGACUCAAUUAAGUCACAUAAUGCUUCACUCCUGUCUGCUAUUGUUUUUAGGCCUACUUGUAAUUAUUGGUACACAUAAAAUUGUCUAAUAGUACUAGUAUUCAUUAGUUACCAAGGGUAAAAACAAAAAAAAAUUGUAGAAUAAUAGGGGAUUUUUUUCCCCGUGUUUUUAAUUACCCCACAAAAAUUAAAAAAUAAUAACGGUGCAAUGAGACAAUUAAGAUUGUAAAUCAAUAAAAGAUAUUUUAACGAAAUAUUAGUGAAGAGAAAUUUAAAAUAAACUGCAACUCUGCAAUAACAUGCUAGAAACAAACCCCUCGAAGAAACUCACAAAAUAAUAAAAAAAAAA
This is a messenger RNA of Coffea arabica (coffee), 2630 nucleotides long. RefSeq lists its product as uncharacterized. The record is from RefSeq and is a predicted model, not a curated record. NCBI's taxonomy places the organism in Eukaryota, Viridiplantae, Streptophyta, Magnoliopsida, Gentianales, Rubiaceae.